Anoplopoma fimbria (sablefish) is the source of this 692-nucleotide messenger RNA. Its product is annotated as lymphocyte antigen 6G-like. Bases 230 to 538 code for a protein of 102 amino acids. Lineage: Eukaryota; Metazoa; Chordata; Actinopteri; Perciformes; Anoplopomatidae. The transcript is spliced from 3 exons. The record is from RefSeq and is a predicted model, not a curated record.
UGACGUUUCACAAGUUCACGAGGACACAAGUACAGAGAAGUUCACAUAUUGAGAAACGGCCAUUGAGAAACGGAUUAUUCAGGUCACUUGGGAGAAGGCUUUGUGAGGAAAUGCAAAUUUACAAGUUGUGAAUGAAGAAGAAGAAGUUGGGCUGAAAGUGGAAGGCUUCUCUCCAGUUCUCCCCUCACUCACACAGCCGAUAAACAAUCUGUUUUACUCCGCGCUCAAAAUGCAGCUUUAUGGAGCUCUGAUGCUGUUUACGACUCUGUCUGCAGCAUGUGCAUUAAGAUGCUACACAUGCACAGCCACCGACCCUCAAUCCUGCACCGACACCAAAUCUUGUCCUGUCAUCUUCAACCGUUGUUUCUCUCUCAGAGUAGACGGUUAUAACAUGGUUACCAAGGGCUGCCAAACCAGUUUAGCGUGCAUAGGUGCCGUGGCUUGCUGUGAAGGGAACUUGUGUAACAGCGCCACACCAACUGGUCCCAGUGUCAUCCUCCUGCUGGUGUCCUCGGCCAUGAUCACACUCUCUCUCUGAAGUUCUGGGAUUUUGUCUUUCCUCAAUGCAGCACUUUUUCUUUUCUUUUCAAUUGUAAAACUGCAAGAACUGUUUCUAAAUGAGUGAGACGAUCUUUUCAUUUAAAUGUAUAACUUCUUAGAGAUUUAGUCUUAAAAGUCUGAUUUGUUUUGAG